AUGAACACCCCACAAUCAAAAGAAGCUGACAUAAAUAUUAGAGGUGUAAGAAUGCUCACUGACAAACUGGAAGGCUCAAAUCCUUCUCAGCCUCAGGAGAAGAGGAACCUAAGCCUGGUGGAAUCUAGCUCAUCCAGACAAGAAAAUCACAGUUCCCAACCAAUCUCAAUUACCAAGGAACCCCAGGAGUAUAACAAAGGGAAGGAGAUCAUUCACAUCUCAGAACAGAACCUGGAGCAAUCAACAGAAAUGGAUCAUCAGAGUGUCAUCAAGAUCCCAACUUCUACCCAAAAUAUCAUAAUCAAGCCAAUAAUCCCUCGGGAACCUUCCCAAACUAAGCUUAAGACCUGGAAGAGAACAGGCACAAAGGUUGGCAGACUCCAGAGGAAUCAGAAUGAGAGCACCACUCCUACCCAAGGAGUCAAAAGACACAGAACCAUUAGACUCCAGGAUUUCCACUGGGUUCCUGGGAUUAGAGGAAGAGCACUAAAAUUCAAAACAGGCCAAGACAAGGGACAGCUCAGGGUGAAUGAACUCUUUACCAAUGAAGGUAGAUGGGAUGAGGAGAAAAUCAGAGCUCUGUUUGAUGAAUAUGACUGCACAGAAAUUCUCAAAAUCAAAUCAGUGAACAUGGAUCAACAGGACACUUGGAGCUGGAAUUUUGGGGCUCAAGGGAACGAUGGUAAUGAGGGAUUGAGCGACGAGGAUGAUGGUGACGACGAGGGAUCACGAUGA
This is a messenger RNA of Striga asiatica, 735 nucleotides long. NCBI's taxonomy places the organism in Eukaryota, Viridiplantae, Streptophyta, Magnoliopsida, Lamiales, Orobanchaceae. The record is from the annotation of a GenBank genome assembly.